AUGGCGUCCUUUCUGGCAUGGUGUACUGGCGCCCAGCGGCGCGCGCAGAAAGCGCACUGGAGACAGAUAGAAGAAUCUGCUUCAAAUCUGGAAUCUCUCCCCUCAUGGAAUGAACCAGAUAAUAAACUCAUCCUGCAGACAUUCGAAUGGCACGUCCCAGCAGACCGCCAGCACUGGCGCCGUUUGCAAAACGCUUUACCUGGUUAUCAGGCCAUUGGCGUUGACCAAUUGUGGAUUCCGCCUGGUUGUAAGGGGAUGGACGUGAACGGGAAUGGGUAUGACAUCUAUGACCUCUAUGACCUUGGCGAGUUUGAUCAGAAAGGUGCUGUUCCUACAAAAUGGGGGUCGAGGGAUGAUCUUGAGUCAUUCUUGUCUGAAGCGCGGGGGCUUGGGAUGGGUGUUAUUUGGGAUGCUGUCCUUAAUCAUAAGGCUGGUGCUGAUUUUCCUGAGGCAUUUCCUGCUGUUAAGGUUGAUCCGAAAGGGAGAGAUGUGGAGGUAUCCAAGCCAUUGGAAGUCAAUGGUUGGACAGGCUUCGAUUUCCCAGGCCGAGGCGAGAUGUACAGCAGUAUGAAAUACCGCUGGGAACAUUUCAGCGGCGUCGACUGGGAUGACAAGAGCAAGGAAAACGCCAUCUACAAGAUUACAGGCCCCGGCAAGGAUUGGGCGCAGGACGUCUCCACCGAGAACGGGAACUAUGAUUAUCUCAUGUUCGCCGAUCUGGACCUGGCGCACCCCGCGGUUCGAGAGGACCUCUUGCAGUGGGGAAGUUGGAUUACCCACGCAUUGAGUCUGAGUGGCAUGAGGCUGGAUGCAGCGAAGCAUUUCUCUGUCGGCUUUCAGCGCGCGUUCGUGGACCAUGUGCGGAAAACGGCCAAUCCUGAUUUCUUUGUGAUUGGUGAGUAUUGGACUGGGAACCUCAAGGCUCUUCUGGAGUAUCUCAAGGAGACAGAGUACAGCCUUGCGGCGUAUGAUGUUCCCCUUGUCGAGAAGUUUUGCAAAUUGUCCCAUCAGCAAUCGCCAGACCUCCGUGGCAUCUUGAAGGAUACUUUGGUACAGUGUCAGCCGGACCAUGCUGUGACCAUCGUUUCAAACCAUGAUACGCAACCAGGACAGAUGCUCGAAACCCCAGUAGCCCCAUCCUUCAAGGUUCUAGCGUACGCCCUAAUCCUUCUCCGCAAAGAAGGCCACCCCUGCGUCUUCUACGGCGACCUCUACGGCAUCCGCGCCAACGUCAAAGACCCAAUGACACCAAGCUGCAAUGGCAACCUACCACUCCUAACCCAAGCACGCAAACUGUACGCCUACGGCGAACAACAGGACUAUUUCAACCAACCAAACUGCAUAGGUUUCGUCCGCUACGGUAACGCCCGUCAUACAUCUGGUCUUGCCUGCGUGCUCAGCAAUGCUGGCUCAGCCGUACAGCGCAUGUAUGUUGGAAGGGAGCGUGCGUAUCAGGAGUGGGUUGACAUCUUACGGCCGGAUGUGAAGCCUGUGGUCAUCGAUAAGAAGGGGUAUGGGUACUUCACAGUUGCUGCUAUGAGCGCUAGCAUCUGGGUUGAGGCGGUAGCUUCGAGUCGGGAUGGUUUGAGGCGUGAUUUUGACGUGAACAUCUACAACUAA
Molecule: messenger RNA, 1620 nt
Organism: Penicillium arizonense
Lineage: Eukaryota; Fungi; Ascomycota; Eurotiomycetes; Eurotiales; Aspergillaceae
Product: alpha-amylase
Exons: 8
Coding region: 1-1620 (539 amino acids)
Biological process (GO): carbohydrate metabolic process
Molecular function (GO): hydrolase activity, hydrolyzing O-glycosyl compounds; calcium ion binding
Source: RefSeq, a predicted model, not a curated record